Fragaria vesca subsp. vesca is the source of this 2358-nucleotide messenger RNA. Its product is annotated as DNA (cytosine-5)-methyltransferase DRM2-like. Lineage: Eukaryota; Viridiplantae; Streptophyta; Magnoliopsida; Rosales; Rosaceae. The transcript is spliced from 11 exons. The coding region runs from base 1 to 2046 and encodes 681 amino acids. Gene Ontology annotation, molecular function: DNA (cytosine-5-)-methyltransferase activity. The record is from RefSeq and is a predicted model, not a curated record. Gene Ontology annotation, cellular component: nucleus.
AUGACGACACGGCAUGUCGUUAAGUUUGUUAAACGCACCAGGUGGCAGGCGUUUCUUCCAUUUCCAUUACCCACUUCAUUCCUUCACAAACAAGUCUUUCUCUUCUCCUCCUCCUCCUCCUCCUCCUUCAAUCUUCACCAUCACAGAGCUCCUCUGCAUUUUCACCUCAGGUUGAAACUUGGACCAAGUGGUACAUUAGAGUUCACAGAGAUAUGGUACUACUACUUCACUGCUUUCUUCAGUUUCAAUGUCUUGUUGAUUGUGAUUGUCAAGUUUGAGUGCACCCUUGAUUUUGUGCAGGAUGGGAGUAGUUCUGGUGUGGAAGACAAUGAUAUUGAUUGGAACACAGAAGAUGAGCUUGAAUUGGAGAAUUUCACGUUAUCUCAUUCUUCAAGUUUGGUACUUACGGGUGGCGAAGCUACUGCCGUCUCUGGGGAGAUGGGUUCAUGUCCAAGUUCUUCCAAUUCCAAGGUUCUUGAUCAGUUUAUAGGGAUGGAAUUUUCUAAGAAGAUGGUUGAAAAAGCAAUUGAGGAACAUGGAGAAGAAAAUACAGAGGCAAUUCUGGAAACACUCCUCACCUAUUCGGUUCUAGAAAGUUCUUCCCAAGAACAGCAACAAACCGAUUCAGAUCAGUUUUCCUCUGAUUACGAAGGAAGCUUUCCGGAUGACUUUUCAGAUUUGGACAGCUCUAGUGAUGAGGAAAUCAUGAGUUCUGCAUCUGAGGAGGUAAAGCUACUCAUGUCCUUAAUCAAAAUGGGGUACACAGAAGAGGAGGCUUCCAUAGCUAUAGAAAGAUGUGGUAUGAGCUCGUCACUUCUGGAAUUGACUGAUUUUUUAUCUGCUUCUCAAUUGGCAAAGGCAGAAGAUGCCCUUCUUCCCCUUGAAGAAAAGCCUGGACAUCUGCACACUGACUAUGCUAAGAAGAAAAGGAAACUUCUGGUUGAUGAAGUGUCGAAAAGGAAGAGGCAGAACAGGCUCAUAGGGGAAGAUAAUGAGACAGUUCGUCUCCCAAAGCCAAUGAUUGGGUUCGGUAUCCCAGCUGGACCAUGCCAAUCUUACAGAAAUCUUCCAAAGCCAGCCAUAGGACCUCCCUAUUUUUAUUAUGAGAAUGUAGCCCUUACUCCUAAAGGGGUUUGGGACACUAUAUCCAGAUUCCUAUAUGACGUUCCACCUGAAUUUGUUGACUCUAAGUACUUCUGUGCUGCUGCCAGAAAAAGAGGUUAUGUUCACAAUCUUCCAGUAGAGAAUAGAUUUCCUCUUGUUCCCCUUCCCCCGCAAACCAUACAUGAGGCAUUGCCCUUGUCAAGAAAGUGGUGGCCUUCAUGGGACACUCGGACAAAGCUAAAUUGCUUAAUAACAUGCCAUUCAAGUGCAAAAUUAACAGAGAGGAUCAUGAAGGCUCUUGAGGGCUACGAUGACAUUCCACCGGAACGAGUCCAGCGAGGUGUAUUGAAUGAAUGCCGUAAGUGGAAUCUAGUGUGGGUUGGAAAAAAUAGGGUUGCCCCUCUUGAGCCUGAUGAAUUUGAAAUGCUUUUGGGGUUCCCAAAGAACCACACCAGGGGAAUAAGCAGGACUGACAGAUAUAAAUCACUCGGGAAUGCAUUUCAGAUUGACACUGUGGCAUACCACUUCUCUGUUUUGCGAGACAUGUUUCCUAAUGGCAUGAAUGUCCUCUCUCUUUUCUCUGGGAUAGGUGGGGCAGAGAUAGCCCUUCAUCGGCUUGGUAUCCGUAUGAAGAAUGUUGUUUCUCUAGAGAUUUCAGAAGUGAACAGAAACGUCGUGAGGUGUUGGUGGGAGCAAACAAAUCAAACCGGGAAUUUGAUUCACCUUCCUGAUGUGCAAGAGCUGAAUGCUGACCGCUUGGAACAGUUUAUGAGUGCAUUUGGUGGAUUCGAUCUAGUAGUUGGUGGCAGUCCCUGUAACAAUCUAACAGGCAGCAACAGAUAUCAUCGAGAUGGACUCGAGGGUAAAGAAUCGUCACUUUUCUAUCAUUACUUUCGCAUACUGGACUUGGUUAAGUCUAUGAUGGCAGAGGGAUAUAGGUGAGUCCACAGAAAGCUAGUCAUGUUUUUGGUUACUUGUAUCCAAUCCCUUUUACCAUCUGAGUGAGACAGGAUCAUGCAUCUCAUUUUUGCUUCAGGUUUGGCUUGUAUUGUAAAUAAAAGAGAAAAUUGUAGAGAAAGACUAGUAGCUCGUAGGUAGCUUGUAUAUUGUAAUGCAACUCUGUGAAUAGGUUGAAACAUGGCUCAACUUGGUCUUUUUGAAUAACCCCAAAGCAUCUGCAGGCAACAUAAGUGAAUGAGGCGGCUACCUGAAUGAGGCGGCUACUCAAUUACAUACUGUUCAGUAACAUAAGUG